CCUCAACAACCAACCUCUGCCUACUUACGAGAAAGAAGGCAAGCUCUCGCCCUUCUCUCUCUAUCUCUCUCAAUCAGCACUCAGCAGCCAUAGCAGAAGAGGGUACCGAUCCUUUUACCAUUCUCCAUCUGAUCGCUUGUAGUUGGUCUCCAAUUCUCACUCGACCGGCUUCUUUAUGCACGCGGAAAGGGUCUGAUACGGAAAAUGGCUGCGUCUGGAAUCGAUCUCGACUUCUAGAACCUCUAUUUUCUUCUUCCCUGCCUCGCUGCUGGUGCGAUAUACCUUCCAUCAUCCUUAUCGGACUCGGGUUUCAAGCUUUUGGUUCUAUAUCUAAAAGGCUCAUUUCAUCUCAUCUUACAUUUGGUUCCAAGUUGGAGGUUAAGAAUUUUGAAGCAACAAAACACAUUGAAAGGUGACAUCCGUCAUUUCUUUUUUGAAACACACCAUUCGUAAAAAAUGAAUACAAAUGGAGUAAGUGCAGACAUCAACCAUUAUGGUGUAUUUGUAGAUAAAAAUAAAGUCAAGUGCAACUAUUGUGGCAAAUUAGUGUGUCACUCACAACGUCUUAAAUCACAUUUAGCUGGUCUUGGAGGAGAUGUGGCUCCUUGUGAGGAAGUUCCAUUAGAUGUAAAGGAGUUUUUCACAAACGAAGUACUAGAGAAGAAGAAGACACACUUGCAUAGGGAAGUUCGGAGUUUAGACUAUUCAAACAUUUCUUUUGGCAAGAGGAGGAAGUGUCACCUUCAAUCAAACAAUAUUGAGAUUGAAACCAUUGACAUUGAAGAUGCUCGUCAUGGGGAACAAGAACAAAAGCACAUAACUUCUUUACCAGCAGCUUCUGUAGAAUGUCGUGAAGCUCAACCCCUCAUAGACAGGAGUCAAAAAAUUAUUGCUAGGUUCUUCAAUGAAUCUGGUCUUGAUAUCAGCCCGGCCAAUUUAUCUAGGGUCAAGAAGGUGAUUGAUUCUAUUCUUGGCUCUGAGCAGAUGGAUAACAAUAUUAUUAUGCCUAGUUCCUCAAUGCUGGAAGGAAGGUUCCUUCAGGAUGAAGUGAAGCAAAUGCAUGAAUAUGUGAACAAGAUCAGAGAUUCAUGGAUGAACACAGGUUGUAGUAUCUUGUUGGAUGGGUGGUUUGAUGAAAAUGGGAGAAACCUUGUUAACAUUCUAGUUGAAUGUCCACAAGGUCCAAUUUAUCUUCGUUCAGCUGAUAUUUCUGAUGAUAAUGCCUUGGAGAUCUGCCUUGACGAAGUUAUUGCAGAUAUUGGGGUAGAGAACGUCAUUCAGAUCAUAACAUACACUGUGUCGCCUAAUAUGAAAGCUGUUGGCAAGAAAUUGAAGGAGAAGUACCAAAACAUUUUUUGGACAGUGAGUGCAUCUCAUUGUAUAGAACUCAUGUUAGAAAAGAUGCAAAGCAUAGAUAUGAUAAACAAUGUCUUGAUCAAGGCUAGAACCGUCACAAAGUUCAUUGAUGAUUGUGCUGAAGUAGUGGAGCUUAUGAGGACUCAUACUCGUGCUCACAACUUGGUUAAGUCCUCGAGACAUAAGUUUGCUGGUUGUUUUCUGACUUUAGAGAAUAUUGUAUCAGAAGAGGAGAAUUUGAAGAAAAUGGUCACGUCCUCAAAGUGGAUCACAUCAUCGUGGGCUUCUAGCACAGAGGGAAAAGAAGUGGCUGAUCUGGUGGCUGAUCAAUCUUUCUGGGAGGAUGCAAGGAUUGUCUCACGAGGUACCAUCCCUCUGUUGCGCGUCUUGGAUUUGAUUAACGAAAAUAAUAAAAUCAUGGUUGCCACAAUUUAUGAAACAAUGGAUCAAGUUAAAGAAACGAUAAAGGAGGAACUCAACGGACAAGAGUCUCAAUAUAUGCAGUUGUGGAGUAUUAUAGACGAGAUUUGGGACGACUAUCUUCAUUCCCCACUCCAUGCUGCUGGUUAUUUCUUGAACCCGAUUCUUUUUUACUCCGCUGAUUUCUUCAGUGAUAUAGAAGUUAUUAGUGGUCUUAUGUGUUGUCUAGUGAGAAUGAAAACGUUUGAAUCUUUCGAAUAUACAAUCACUACACAGCUUGAUGAAUAUCAAAAAUCCAAGGGUAGUUUUGGAGAAGGAAGCUCAUGUGACAGGCUAACAAAUAUUUUACCAGCUGAAUGGUGGUCGACUUAUGGAGGGCAAUGCCCGGAGUUGCAGAAAUUAGCUGUGCGGAUUCUGAGCCAGACAUGCAACGGUGCAUCGAGAUAUCAAUUGAGCAGGAUAUUCGUGGAGAAGAUGCUCACAAGUGGAAAGAGUUGCGAAGAGCAGAAGCGACUGUCUGACUUGACAUUUGUGCUGUAUAAUAUUCAUCUACAAAUUGGCAUUUCAGCGACAAAGCAAGACUGGGACACGAUCCAAAAGGUUUGGCACGACGAAAGAGACAUCUUUGAGAGGGCGACGGAGCUAAGUUCGACUUGAUAACGCUGCAUGGCGGAGUGAGCCUCAGAAAACUACGUUAAAGCAAUAAAGAAAAACUGUUGGAGCUAAUAAAGAGAAUGUCUUCAUCACACACCUGGUGGAGAAUGGCGUCUACCUGCCACAAUGCUUUGACUAUGACAAUGUACAAAGAAAAAUGUUAACAUUAUGACGAGGGUGACCGACGUACAUGGAUAGAAGCACUUGCGGUCCUGGGGAUUGGAGUGCCUAAGAAAAAAUGGAA
This is a messenger RNA of Impatiens glandulifera, 2674 nucleotides long. RefSeq lists its product as uncharacterized. NCBI's taxonomy places the organism in Eukaryota, Viridiplantae, Streptophyta, Magnoliopsida, Ericales, Balsaminaceae. Bases 457 to 2433 code for a protein of 658 amino acids. Gene Ontology annotation, molecular function: protein dimerization activity. The transcript has 4 exons. The record is from RefSeq and is a predicted model, not a curated record.